Akanthomyces muscarius is the source of this 759-nucleotide messenger RNA. RefSeq lists its product as uncharacterized. The transcript has 2 exons. Bases 1 to 759 code for a protein of 252 amino acids. NCBI's taxonomy places the organism in Eukaryota, Fungi, Ascomycota, Sordariomycetes, Hypocreales, Cordycipitaceae. The record is from RefSeq and is a predicted model, not a curated record.
AUGCCAUACAGCCGAGAUUCUGUCGUCCAGCGCAUGACGCAGUAUUACGAGCUGCUCGAAAAGCUGGCCUACAUUGACGACUCGGAAAUCGCUCGGCCGCCGCCCACCGGCUGGACCAAUGAGCAGCUACAUAUGGAGAUGCUGAUGGCCGCCGAACGGUCCGACAAAGUCGUGGACUUGGUGAGGCAUCUUCCAUAUCUGCGCUGCAUCCGUGAACUCGAGGUGUAUGCCCCUUGCCGGGUUGUCUCGUAUUUGCGCGAGGACAUGUCGCACGAAGCAUCGACUCCCGAGAUGGCAAAGGUCUUUUUUCACAAACGCAUUAUGGUCUGUGGCGAGGAUGGCAUCGUUUGCCCCAAAGGAAUGAUCGCUCUCGCCUCAGAUUUGAGGAUAGACGCUAUACUGCUUGACACGGACGACGGGGUCAUUUACCACUGCGACGGGUCAAUGCAGGACCCCGAUGCCCCCGGCAAUGAGCCAUGGAGACAGGGAGGCAAGCAGUACCGGGCGGAGGAGUUUCUCGACAUGAUCUACGAUCAAGUGAAUAGCCUUCUAAUUAUGCCCAUUCCGGAGCCUUUUCCGUGGUUUGAGGGCGGCCUCACGCCAGAGGGAGCUCGUAUCAAACAAAUACUGGUUGAAAAUGGUUGGCCGGAGAGCUUGCGCAAGGACGCAUAUAUCGAUGCCCUCCGAGAAUACGAAAAGACCAGGCGAGCGGAAGAUGAUGAUCAGGCAGUCGACGACGACGACGAUGACGAUUUUUAA